This is a messenger RNA of Scomber scombrus (Atlantic mackerel), 6956 nucleotides long. It is a transcript of the gene brd4, whose product is annotated as bromodomain containing 4. Gene Ontology annotation, biological process: positive regulation of transcription elongation by RNA polymerase II; chromatin remodeling. Bases 515 to 5173 code for a protein of 1552 amino acids. The record is from RefSeq and is a predicted model, not a curated record. The transcript has 19 exons. NCBI's taxonomy places the organism in Eukaryota, Metazoa, Chordata, Actinopteri, Scombriformes, Scombridae. Gene Ontology annotation, cellular component: nucleus; chromatin.
GCGCUAGGGAGAGGGAGAGAGAGCAGGCUAGAGGUAUAAAAGUGCACCUCCUGGAUCUUGUCGGAGCCCUCUUUUCUCUUCUCUCGCCUUCCCCUCUCCUCCUCCCUGGCUGCUGGUGUCCAUUUAAGUUGGGGAGGCCCUGGAGAGGACACACAAUGGAGCGCAGAGCCUGUGGCAACUGGGCCGUUGUACUACUGAGAGGGGGAUGGGGUAGAGAGAGGACCGGUUCACACAGCUAACACAGCCUGCCGGCUGUUGGCUUCCACAGCCUCUCCUCCCCGCCAGGACCCACUGUUUCCAGGCUGGGGCAUUUUUCCUGGAACAGCCACUCUCAACUCCGCUUUGGACCACACUAAGGAUUACUCAGCGUGUUCAGUUGGAUUUUUAGGAUACUGAGACUUGAAGAAUAAAUCUCUCCCGUGUUUUUGGAUGAGAGACUCUUAAUUCCGUUUUCUUUUACCCUCUUCUCAGUUUUUAGUUUUUGGUUUCUGUUUCUGUUUAGUGGAAUUCGUAAAUGGAUUACAAGAUGCAUGCCAAGUCAAACGAUUUGCUGGAUUUUCAGAAACUGGAUGCCCUUCUGGAAAAAAUAGCACAUUCAGUCUCUAUGAAAAGAGAGUCCAGCGAAGAGUGCAAUGGGAUCAGUGGUGCUCUGUCAGUGGAGUCUGUGCCGGGGCCAAGACUGAACUGGUGUCCUGCCAACACCACUACUCCUGCCCCUGCUCCAGCUCCAGCUCCCGCUCCGGAGCCCGAGCCCAUGCCCAACCCCGUUAGAAUGGGGGACGGCCUGGACGCAGCGCAGAUGUCGGGCAGCAGCAGCAGCCAGGGGCAGGCCCAGCAAUCGGGCAACCUCCCCACCCCAGAGGUCAUUAAUCCCAACAGGCCCAAGCGCCAGACCAAUCAGCUGCAGUACCUGCUCAAGGUGGUGGUGAAGGCCCUGUGGAAGCACCAGUUUGCUUGGCCUUUCCAUGCACCAGUGGAUGCACUCAAACUUAACCUGCCUGACUACUACCAAAUAAUCAAAACUCCUAUGGACAUGGGAUCAAUCAAGAAAAGGCUUGAGAACAGUUUCUACUGGAACGCCCAAGAAUGUAUCCAAGACUUCAACACAAUGUUUACCAACUGCUACAUAUACAACAAGCCUGGAGAUGACAUAGUCUUAAUGGCUGAGGCACUAGAGAAGGCUUUCCUCCAAAAGAUCUCAGAAAUGCCUCAGGAAGAAAUUGAGAUUGUUGUCAUGACAGGGAAGGGACGUGGUCGGGGCCGGAGAGACCCAGGUCUGGGCUUGAAACCAGGGGCCAUCAUUGAUUCUUCAUCCACGACUCCUCAAACACGGGGUCUGUCAAACCUCUCAGCAGCACCACAGACCAGAGGACCAGUGCAGGGCCCGCCUUCACUACCUCCCCAGCCUUUGAUGCAGGGCCUACCGUCCCACGUGCCCCCAACGUUACCCAGCCAUGCGCCACAGCUUGGAGCACCCUACUCCCUGGGCCAAUCAGAUUGCGCUCCUCAAGUACCUAUCAUGACUUCUGUGCCUCCACCUGCUCAGACCUCCCUUCCCCCAGCAUCCAUCCAGAGCAGUGCCCCACUGCUGCAGAACCCUAUAACCAUGACCAAACAAAAAAAGAGCCAGAAAAGGAAAGCAGACACUACAACACCAACAGCGAACGACCAACUGAGUGAGUCUUCCCCAGCAGAGUCCAAGUCUGGGAAGACGCUGCCUAGGCGAGAGAGUGCCCGGCCCUCCAAACUGAUGAAGAAGGAUGCACCAGACUCCCAGCAUCACAUAGGCAUGGGGAUGGGACUGAGCGGACCAAGUGGAGGUAGCCCCAAACCACAAGAUCAGAUUGGAUAUUGCGCUGUUCUGGUCAGGGAAAUGCUGUCCAAGAAGCAUGCUGCUUACGCCUGGCCGUUUUACAAACCUGUUGAUGUGGAUACACUGGGACUACACGAUUAUCAUGACAUCAUCAAACAUCCCAUGGACCUCAGUACCAUUAAGGCCAAGCUGGAGAACAGGCAAUACCGGGAACCACAGGAGUUUGCUGCUGAUGUGCGAUUAAUGUUUUCCAACUGCUACAAAUAUAAUCCACCAGACCACGAGGUGGUGGCUAUGGCACGCAAGCUACAGGAUGUCUUUGAGAUGCGGUUUGCCAAAAUGCCAGAUGAACCUGAGAGCAAGCCUCUGGUCUCUGCCCCAGCUCCUACACUUCACCACCCUGCCCCGGUUAAACCCCAGCCUCCCAUAGCCCACGUUGCCUCUUCCUCAGACAGCUCCAGUGACUCGUCCUCUGAGUCUGAGUCUUCCACAGAUGACUCUGAAGAAGAGAGAGCUCAGAGGUUGGCAGAGCUCCAGGAGCAGUUGAAGGCUGUCCAUGAGCAGCUGGCUGCCCUCUCCCAGCCACAAGCCAGCAAACCAAAGAGAAAAGAGAAGGAAAAGAAAGAGAAGAAAAAAGACAAGCAUAAGAAGAAAGGAGGCAUGCCCAGCCUUGUAGAUGAGAUCCAGGAUGCUAUGCCUGUUCCGCAGCUCUCUAAGAAGACCAAGACCAGUAACAAUAACAACAAAGAGGUCGUUCCCAAGAAGAAACCCAGUAAAAAAGAGGGGAUGAAAAGCAAUCAUCCCUCCAGCCUGCAGCCCGUUCCCAGCCUAGAAGACGAUCUAGGAGCAGCUGGGUCAUCAGCUAUAGGCGAAAAGUGCAAGCCUAUGACGUAUGAGGAGAAGAGACAGCUAAGCUUGGACAUCAACAAGCUUCCUGGUGACAAACUUGGCCGUGUGGUGCAUAUUAUCCAGUCCAGAGAGCCCUCGCUCAAGAACUCAAACCCAGAUGAGAUCGAGAUUGACUUUGAGACACUUAAGCCUUCCACUCUACGUGAGCUGGAGCGAUAUGUGUCUUCCUGCCUCCGCAAGAAGAAGAAGGUUGCAGUCGAAAAGCCCAUUGAGUCCAUGGCUUCCUCCAAAAAGACUGGAUCUUCUUCAGAGAGCAGUGGCUCCAGCUCAGACAGCGAGGCUGAAGGGACAGGAAUAAUGAAACCACAAAAGAAAAAGGGCCCAACUGUGAAGGAGGGGAAGAAGGCACAUCUUCAUGGUCAGAGCGGUCCUCCACAGACAGGGCUUCAUCCCCAAGCUGCAGGGUUUCAGUCCAGCAGUCAGAUGAAGCAGCAUCAGCCGUCUCCUGCAGGCUUUAUGGCUGCUCCUGUGACUGCUCUGGAGUCUUCCCAGAUACUGGAGACUAGUUUUGAAUCCCUGCCGCCUUUCGGCCAACCCCUCAUGCAUCUGUCCCACCACACAGGCAACUCCUCCUCACCUCCACCUCCACACCUCAACACUCAUUCUGCUGGGCCAGUGUCCCCCGAGACCCACCCUUUCCUCAACCAGCAUCCCGUCCUCACAUCUCCAGCCUUGCACAUCUCCAUGCCUCAGCAGCCUUCUCGACCCAGUCACAAGGCAGCACCUCUUCAUCCCAAACCUCCCCAGCAGCAACCAGCACCUCCUCAGCAGCAGCCAACUCUGCAGCAGCAGCAGCAGCAGCAGCAGCAGCAGCAGCAACAACAACAACAACAACAACAACAGCAGCAGCAGCAACAACAGCAGCAGCAACAACAACAGCAGCAGCAACAGCUUCAGCCCCAGUCAGCAGCACCUCCACAGCACCAGCUCCCCUCUCAGAUCCUUCACCCGCCUCAGCCCCUGCAUCAGCGGCCCAUGUCACCCCCAACACUUACGCCCCAGGGCUUGCUGUCUUCCCAGCCUCCCCAGAUGCUGCUGGAGGAUGAUGAAGAGCCAGGGUGUACAACGCCCAUGAACCAAGUACAGUUAUACCUGCAGCAGUUCCAGCAAACCCGUCAGCCCCAGCAGUCCAUGCAGUCGCUCCAGGCGCAGGCUCGUCAGCAGCAGCAACAGCCAGUACAGACUUCUCUCCUGCAGGCUGUCCAGGCGCAAUCUCAGCUGUCGUCUCAGACCACGCUGCCUCCUCCCCAGCUCUCAGUUCAGUCGCAGGCUCAGGCAGCCCCACCACAUCAAGCGCCGCCCCAACAGAUUCCCCUUCACCAGCCCCGCCACAUGCAGCACGCUCAGCAUCAGCAACAGCCGCCACAACAGCAGCAGCUGAACUACCAACAAGGUCCUGGACUAGUCAGUCAGCCCCAGGGAUCACAACACAAGGUCUCCAUGCCCACCAACAAAGCACAGCAGAUCAUCCAACAGCAGCAAGAGCAUCCCUCCCCUCUCCCGACCAAGGCUGAACCUUACAUCACAGGUCACAUGAGGGAUAAUCCAUCACCUCUCAUGAUGCAUUCCCCACAACUUCCCCAGUAUCCACCAGUGACUCACCAGUCUCCGCCUCAUAACAUGCAGCCCAAAAAGCAGAGGGCACCUGGAAUUCAAGGUGGGUUGAAGGAGGAGAAACUUCCUCCAUCACCAGUGAUGAGAGGAGAGCCAUUUAACCCUGCCAUGAGACCAGACCAUCACAAACAUCCUGAUAACAAGCCUUCUCAACCAGGCCACAGCCAACAGAAUGUGAAGUCCAUGGACAGCUCACGGCCUGUCAUCCGCUCCUCUGAGCCCAUUGGACCGCCCCCCUCCUUGCAAGAUAAGGAAAAGUUCAAGCAGGAGUCUAAGGUGCCCAUUGCCCCCAAAAAGGAUGUGAAACUGAAGAAUAUGGGCUCGUGGGCCAGCCUGGCACAAAAGUCUACAUCCGCGCCCUUAUCUGCAGUAAAGUCAUCGAGUGACAGUUUUGAGCAAUUCCGACGCGCUGCACGGGAGAAGGAGGAGAGGGAGAAAGCCCUGAAGGCCCAGGCAGAGCAGGCAGAAAAAGAUCGGCUACGCAGAGAGCAGGAUAAACUACGAGGUCGGGAUGAUGACGACAUCAUGGAGCCGAGCAGAAGGGUGCACGAGGAACCACGCAGGCGUCUGGAGCAGCAGCACAUUCAAGCCCCUUCACAACAACAACAACAACAACAACAACAACAGCAGCAGCAGGAGCCUCAGCCGGCUGCAAUUCAGCCGCCUCCCCAACCCCCCACACCGCCUCAGCCCGCCAUACAGAGCCCACUAGACCAACAGAGGGAGCUAGCACGCCGCCGAGAGCAGGAGAGGAGGAGGCGGGAAGCGAUGGCAGCAACUAUUGACAUGAAUUUCCAAAGUGACUUAAUGGCGAUCUUUGAGGAGAACCUGUUUUGAGGAGAGGAGCAACUGAAACGUAACUGCAAAAACAAACAAAAAAAACAAAAAAAAACCUACAGAAAAAGAGAAAAAAAACUUGGAUAUGUAAACUUCCUCUAAAGAGAGAUUUGGCAACUUCGCAUCAGAGGGGACACAGAGUUUAAGCAUAGACCUGACGGGCCCUCAGAGACUGAGUACAGAUGCUGGACGGUCGGUCACAGCUUGCUUUGCCCCUGCGGGACGGAACAUACACAACAAGUGGGGGAUAGUCCCGUCGUUGCAGAUGUCUUUUCCUGGGAAUUUGGCAUUGCCUGCGUGAUAUCUCAGCCAGAGAGAGGGGACCCAUGUUGGCACAGUUGCCUUUGUCACACUUUAUUCUUACAGUGUGAGUGGGCACAAUAAUAUUACAAGAGUAAAGACUUCCCAAUAACUAUGAAAAUGCUCUGAUAAUGUACUGACAGACUGUGCAGAGGCGUUUUGAAACUGCCAGAUGUCCGAGGUGGUGAAGAAGACUGGUCUUUUAUGUUUUUGUUAUGUUUUUUUGUUUGUUGUAAGUGAACACGUGAAAUGGUUGGGGUGGGGUGGGGUGGGGGUGGGAGGGGCGGCGUGGGGGGCAACUUCCAUACUGUAAAUCAUGUAUAUUUCUCAGCAGAGAAGGUACAGUUUGCCUUACACCUCUUUCCUAAAAAGACCAUUAUGUUCUGUGGCCUGCACACAUGGAUAAACCAAUAACAUUUACAACCAGGAGUAGGAGCAGUGCAGACCUUUUUUCAUCAUCUAGUAUCUACUGUAAAGAAGUAUUUUCUUAUACAAUAACUGUUUAUUUUGGAUUUUUUUUCUCUCUCUCUCUUUUCUCUCUCUCUUUAGGUCUUUGAAUCGUCACACCAACACACUCCACACACCACCUAUGUCUAUGCCAAACGACCCAUUAUCUUUUAUCUUUUAUGCUCAAUUUCUUGUCCUGAAACAUGGUAGGUAGCUAGUUUAAAAAAACAAAAAACAAACCCUGAAUAUAUGCAUUAUCAUAGCUCCAGCAAGUAUUUAUCAAAGACAGAAUCAGUUCAAGUUUUCAUCCUGCCUUGUAUUUUCUCUUGUAAAGCUACGACAAGAACUUGUUAGAAGAAAAAGGACAAAAGUCAGCUGUUUCUGAGCUUAAGUUGGAAUAUGAUUUCACUACAAAUAUUGCACCGUUAUUCGCAUUACACUUUUGAGACAUAAUGUUGGAAAAUGUUCAUAUCAUUGGCCUAUUCGCAACAGUCACACUACUGGAUCAGUUGGAGAAAAUGAGGAGCCUCUUAAUGUCCUUCUGUCGGCCGCAGCGUUGGUGUGUUUUGAUCUUAAUGAAAGGUUUCGAUUGGAUGUCAUCAGGGAGGGGACAAUCAGGGGAGUAAGACAAACAUUUACCACCUUUUCUGUAGCUGUAACUUGAAUCAGGUUAGUAAAAAACAAAACAAAAAUAGUCGAAGGGACCGGUAAGGAGCUCCCAGUUAGGUUUUUUUUGUCUUCUAAUUCACUCGAGGGCACACAAUUCAGAAUUAAAAAAUUUUUUUUUAAAAAGACAAAACAAUUACAAGUUAAGAAACAGAAAAACGCUGAAAAAACAGUUUUGCUUUUUAUCUUUGUUCUCGUUCGAUAAUAGUGGAUGUGAGUUUAUAAUUCUGUUUUUGGAGACGUUGUUUUUGGAGCUGGGAUGGGGUUCAAAAAUCUGAAGGCAUCUCGUCCUCUCCUCUUGUCUCUUAUGGUGUUUUUUCUCCAGUGCCUGUAUUGUAUUGCAGUUCUCGUUGGCUUAUAUUACACUUCA